Molecule: messenger RNA, 576 nt
Organism: Linum trigynum
Lineage: Eukaryota; Viridiplantae; Streptophyta; Magnoliopsida; Malpighiales; Linaceae
Source: the annotation of a GenBank genome assembly
AUGAUUAGGAGCUUCCCUCGUGGUACAUCUUGUGGGAGGGAUGGUUUUCGAGCUCAACAUCUUAUGGAUUGUUUGGGUGGUGCUGUUGUUGCUAUCUCGGAUGAUUUGUUGGCCUCUAUUACUCAGGUAGUUAAUCUUUUCAUUGAGGGUCGAUGUCCGCAGCCCCUUGGUGAGUACAUUGCUAGUGUUCCGCUCAUGUCACUUGUUAAACAAGGCGGUGGUAUCCGUCCUAUAGCAGUUGACACUAUUUGGAGACGCAUUGUUUCUAAGGUUGGUGCUUGCCUUGUUGUCCCUACUUUAUCUGGUUAUUUUGAUGGUCUUCAGUUUGGGGUCAGGGUUUUUGGUGGAGGAGAGGCUAUUUUGCAUGCCUUGAACCGGUUCGUUGAGGCCCGUGGUGGUGAUGUAGGUCUUUCUAUGCUGCUUGUUGAUUUCCACAAUGCUUUCAAUUUAGUUGAUCAUGGGGCCAUGCUCGAAGAAGUCCGCCGUCAUUGCCCGGUUUUAUCCCGAUGGGCAGAAUUCUGCUACUCUAGCCCUGCCCGGCUGUAUUAUGGGGGGCAUAUCUUAAGGUCUUGCUAG